Messenger RNA from Ochotona princeps (American pika), 1246 nucleotides. RefSeq names its product apolipoprotein L2-like. The record is from RefSeq and is a predicted model, not a curated record. Lineage: Eukaryota; Metazoa; Chordata; Mammalia; Lagomorpha; Ochotonidae. The transcript has 3 exons. Gene Ontology annotation, cellular component: extracellular region; membrane. Gene Ontology annotation, molecular function: lipid binding. The coding region runs from base 1 to 1152 and encodes 383 amino acids. Gene Ontology annotation, biological process: lipid transport; lipoprotein metabolic process.
AUGGAGAACAAGGAGGAAGACCAUGCAACUGGCAGCCACGAGAAAGAUGAACAGUGGGGCGAUGGCACCAUGGUCCCAGAUGAUGAAAGCCGUUUUGCAGACAUCAUGGACUAUUGCAAGAACACACUGAGCAGGAAGGAGCUGUGGUACCUGCUGUGGGAAGAGGAGGCCUGGGAGAUACUUGUGUGUGAGGCAGAAUUGUCCAGUGAGGAGGCACACACGCUACGUGAAGCCCUGCUGAAUUAUUACAUAGACACGGACCCGGACCCAUUCUCAGACCAAGACAGGUACCUGAACACUGAUCCGAACAAGGACUCAGAUUCAGACACAGACUCAGACGACGAAGCGCGUCGAGCAGAGCGGCAGGCGAGGGAGAGGUUUUUGAAGGAAUUUCCGCAGGUGAAAGCGCAGCUGGAGGAGAAAAUAGCAAAGCUGCACGCCCUGGCAGACAAGGUGGGCAAGGUGCACCGGGACUGCAGCAUCACCAACGUGGUGGCUUCCUCCACCGGGGCUGUCUCUGGCAUCCUGAGCAUCGUUGGCCUGGCUCUGGCUCCAGUGACUGCAGGGGUCAGCCUGGCACUCACAGUCACAGGGUUGGGGCUGGGUGCAGCUGCAGGCGUGACUGGUGUCUCCACUGCCAUCGUGGAGCAUGUAACCAGAGCAUCAGCAGAGGCCGAAGCUGGCCGCCUCACGUCAAGCAGCGUCAACCCAGAGGAGCUAAUUAAACAAGGUGUUGGUCAGAGUGUCCCCAAAGUCAUCAGUGUAACCCGGAAGUGCACUAAAGUCCUGGAAGACGUUGGGAAGAAUGUGCACGCCAUCAAGGUUGCCCAGACCAACACACGCCUGGUGGCCAAUGCUAAGCGCCUCAUGACCACAGGGAAGAUCUCAGCUCGCAACACUAGGCAGGUGCAGAAAGCCUUCGGGGGCACUGCUCUGGCCAUGACCAAGAGAGCCCGCAUUGCAGGUUUCGCCACCUCUGGACUCUUCCUUCUGAUGGAUGUGGUCAGCCUUGUCCAGGAGUCGGUCCACUUGCAUCAUGGUGCCCCUUCUGAGUUGGCUCAAGAUCUGCGGCAGUGGGCUCAGCAGCUGGAAGAGAAGUUGGCACAGCUCAUGGAGAUCUACAGGAACCUGCAGGAGGACACAGCUGAGUGAGCAUGGACCAGCGCCCAGGUCAGAGGAGCCACGCUGACAGGAGCCCAGCAAACAGACACAUUCUCUGAGGCACAAAUAGGUUGAAAAAAAAAAA